Pteronotus mesoamericanus is the source of this 5520-nucleotide messenger RNA. It is a transcript of the gene FBXO41, whose product is annotated as F-box protein 41. The transcript has 15 exons. NCBI's taxonomy places the organism in Eukaryota, Metazoa, Chordata, Mammalia, Chiroptera, Mormoopidae. Bases 637 to 3261 code for a protein of 874 amino acids. The record is from RefSeq and is a predicted model, not a curated record. Gene Ontology annotation, molecular function: protein binding.
GGAGGGGAGCGAGAUCCGAGGGCCCGAGGCGGCCCUGCAUCUGGACCAGGCACGCGGGGCUGCCUGUGCAUCCCCAUCCGAGGGCCGCGGGGCCUGGCCUCGCGGCGGGGUGGAGGAGUGCCUGGCACAGGCCUUGUGUUUGACAUCUUUUUGUUGAGUGGAUAAAAUAGAAUGAAGCAGACAAGUCCUAAGCGUUGGAACUCUGCUAGAGCAACAAUGUCGUGAAGACACAGCAAGUCUUUAUCUCCUAGUGGGCGAGGAGCAGAGCCAGGGAAGCACUUGUUACUGGAGAGUCAACAUGUGAGAACGUGACAGUAGACAGGAGCCAGAGAAGACACACUUCUUAAGAUCGUUGGCCUUAUUUGAGGAGAUGAGGCUCACAUACCUGAAAGCCUUAAAAAAAAAAAAAAGAAGAAGAAGAAGAAGAAGAUUAUGCCUCUGAUUGGUUCUUCUGCCCAGAGAAAACCUUGAAUGGGACAUAAAUAAAAGUAGACUUGAGCCUCCUCGCCCCUGGCUGCGGGUCCCUGAGCCUUCCUGAUCCCGUAGGGGGGCUCGCCCGCGGCCCCCCAUGAGUGCGCCCGGUUGAUCAGCGGGGCGGCCGCGGUGGAGCCCGGACGCCGCGGGGGCGGCGGGGCCAUGGCCUCGCUCGACCUGCCAUACCGCUGCCCCCGCUGCGGGGAGCACAAGCGCUUCCGGAGCCUGUCGUCGCUACGAGCGCACCUGGAGUACAGCCACACGUACGAGACACUCUACAUCCUCUCCAAGACCAACAGCAUCUGUGACGGUGCAGCUGCUGCGGCCGCGGCAGCCGCGGCUUCUGGCUUCCCGCUGGCGCCGGAGCCUGCAGCCCUGCUGGCGGUGCCCGGAGCCCGGCGCGAGGUCUUCGAGAGCACGUCCUUCCAGGGCAAGGAGCAGGCGGCUGGGCCAUCGCCCGCCACGCCCCACCUGCUGCACCACCACCACCACCACGCGCCCCUCGCCCACUUCCCCGGCGACCUGGUGCCCGCCAGCCUGCCCUGCGAGGAGCUGGCGGAGCCUGGCCUCGUGCCCGCAGCCGCCGCGCGCUAUGCACUGCGCGAGAUUGAGAUCCCGCUGGGGGAGCUGUUCGCCCGCAAGUCGGUGGCCUCCUCGGCGUGCUCGACGCCGCCGCCCGGCCCCGGCCCCGGCCCUUGUCCCGGGCCCACCUCCGCCUCGCCCGCUUCACCGUCGCCUGCCGACGUGGCUUAUGAGGAGGGCCUGGCCCGCCUCAAGAUCCGCGCACUGGAGAAGCUGGAGGUGGACCGGCGGCUGGAGAGGCUGAGUGAGGAGGUGGAGCAGAAGAUCGCAGGGCAGGUGGGCCGGCUGCAGGCCGAGCUGGAACGCAAGGCUGCGGAGUUGGAGACUGCCAGGCAGGAGAGCGCCCGGCUGGGGCGCGAGAAGGAGGAGCUGGAGGAGCGUGCUUCUGAGCUCUCGCGCCAGGUGGACGUGAGUGUGGAACUGCUGGCCUCUCUCAAGCAGGACCUGGUGCACAAGGAACAGGAGCUGAGCCGCAAGCAGCAGGAGGUGGUGCAGAUCGACCAGUUCCUGAAGGAGACGGCGGCACGGGAGGCCAGCGCCAAGCUGCGGCUGCAGCAGUUCAUCGAGGAGCUCCUGGAGCGGGCGGACCGCGCCGAACGGCAGCUGCAGGUCAUCAGCAGCAGCUGUGGCAGCACGCCAAGUGCCAGCCUGGGCCGUGGAGCUGGGGGGAAUAACGCUGGACCUGCGCCCCGGGGCCCAGGCCGAAUGCGAGAGCACCACGUGGGCCUGGCCAUGCCUAGCACAUAUGCAGUGUCCCGGCAUGGCUCCUCUCCCAGCACAGGGGCCUCCAGCCGUGUCCCAGCUGCAUCCCAGAGCUCAGGCUGCUAUGACAGUGACAGUCUGGAGUUGCCCCGACCAGAAGAGGGGGUCCCUGAGGACAGUGGGCCAGGAGGCUUGGGCACAAGGACCCAGGCUGCUAACGGUGGCUCAGAGCGCGCUCAGGCCCCUCGGAGCUCAGGCCUGCGGCGCCAGGCCAUUCAAAACUGGCAGCGCAGACCCCGCCGACACAGCACAGAAGGGGAGGAGGGUGACGUUUCGGAUGUGGGCUCCCGAACCACCGAGUCAGAGGCUGAGGGCCCCUCGGACGUCCCCCACCCUGGGCCUGCUAUGGCUGGGCCACUGAGCAGCUGCCGGCUCUCAGCCCGCUCUGAGGGAGGCAGUGGGCGGGGUCGGCGAGCAGAGAGGGGCAGCCCCUCACGCUCCAACGAGGUCAUCAGCCCAGAGAUUCUCAAGAUGCGAGCCGCUCUGUUCUGCAUCUUCACCUACUUGGACACGCGCACACUCCUGCAUGCCGCCGAGGUCUGCCGGGACUGGCGCUUUGUGGCCCGCCACCCUGCCGUCUGGACACGGGUGCUGCUCGAGAAUGCCCGAGUCUGUUCCAAGUUCCUGGCAAUGCUGGCUCAGUGGUGCACGCAGGCCCACUCGCUGACACUGCAGAACCUGAAGCCCCGGCAACGGGGCAAGAAGGAGAGCAAGGAGGAGUAUGCCCGGAACACCCGUGGCUGCCUGGAAGCAGGGCUGGAGUCCCUGCUGAAGGCUGCGGGGGGCAACCUGCUGAUCCUGCGCAUCUCCCACUGUCCCAACAUCCUCACCGACCGUUCGCUCUGGCUGGCCAGCUGCUACUGCCGUGCCCUGCAGGCUGUCACCUACAGGAGCGCCACAGAUCCCGUUGGCCAUGAGGUCAUUUGGGCCCUGGGCGCGGGCUGCAGAGAGAUUGUCUCCCUUCAGGUGGCGCCACUUCACCCCUGCCAGCAGCCCACGCGCUUCAGUAACCGCUGCCUGCAGAUGAUCGGUCGCUGUUGGCCCCACCUUAGGGCCCUGGGGGUUGGGGGCGCCGGCUGUGGGGUGCAGGGCCUGGCAUCGCUCGCAAGAAACUGCAUGCGGCUGCAGGUCCUGGAGCUGGACCACGUGUCGGAGAUCACCCAGGAGGUGGCGGCUGAGGUCUGCCGGGAAGGCCUGAAAGGAUUGGAGAUGCUGGUGCUCACGGCCACCCCCGUCACGCCCAAGGCCCUGCUGCAUUUCAACAGCAUUUGCCGGAACCUCAAAUCCAUUGUGGUCCAGAUUGGGAUUGCUGAUUAUUUCAAAGAGCCGAGUAGUCCUGAAGCCCAGAAGCUAUUUGAAGACAUGGUGACCAAACUUCAGGCCCUGCGACGGAGGCCCGGCUUCUCUAAGAUCCUGCACAUCAAGGUGGAAGGUGGCUGCUAACCCGGGUGAGGGGCGGCAGGGCUCCUGCCAGCCCCACACCAGGGCGCUCUCUUUGGACCUCCAGAGAGACCCUGAUUUGGACUAGACCUUCGGAGGCCCGGUGUCAUCUCUGGCUUCCAGGGAGGGGUUGACGGUUUCCUGUCCUCCUCCUGGGACAGCCGAGCAACAGGCCUGACCCUGGGCACUGCCUCUCCAUGGCAGGAGCUUGGACAGAAGCUGCCCCAGGGCCCUCACCCAAUUCCCAGCUGGAGCAGCCUUCUGGGCACAGCCAGCGAGGAGCUGAGUCACCACCAGCACCUGGUGUCUUCGUCCCGAGGAUCUGCAAUAACCACGCAGUGGCUCCACGGCUGCUCAGGCUGCUCUAGCAGACCUGCUGUUCUUGAGGCCCAGCCUCCCGGUCAGGGUCCUCUGCGGGGCGCCAGGCCAGAGGGGGCUCCUCAAGGCAGCUCAGACUUGGUAAGGAGGGCUCUUCUCCCUGCCCUACUCCGUGUCAGCCCUCUGUGGGGCACCCCUUCCAACAGCCCAGCUGGGCUCUGGGUCUACAUUCUCUAGGGACAACCCACAGGCCUAGGGAUCUGGGCAAGUGGUCAGCCAAAGGUGGGGGGUGGGAGCGCACUGAGGCAGUGGGAGUGGGCUUGGAGGGCAAAGCGUUCACCCGGAUCUUCUCCCCAGGACACUGAGACCAUCCCUCCCAAAGCGGGAAAUUGCCAGGAAGAGAAAAAAAAAAGUUUUAAUUGAUAUAAACAAAGCCCCUCCUCCGAACAAACACACCCCGUGACACACCAGAGCUAAAUUCUGAGCUAAAAGGUGCAUGUUUCCACACCCGUCAGCAAUCCCGAGCCUUUGGAGGGGCCCUGGGAAACCCUGUCACCCGUGAGAAGCAGUUCCUGUCCUCCAGGAAUGUUCUUCUAAUCCAGGUGCUUGAACAGGACUCUGAUGGCCCUCGGGUCCCUGCGGCUGUGUGGGAGGGAGUCACUGGGCUGACCUCUGUGCUGGGGCCCCGGGAAGCCGGGAGGAGGGUGGUUUGGUUUACUUCCUUGCCUGGCCAGCAUGCUGAAAGCUGCGGCCCUGGAACGCAGCCAGGCGUGUGGGGCUGGGAGUGAGGUGGAACACCCUCAUGGGACUCGCCCCCUUCCUCAGCCUCAGCUGGUCCCAUGGGAUGAGGGCUAUGUUGGGAGUUUUCUGCCUGGGAGCAGUUCUGGGGCCCAGGCCAGAGCCUCUUGGCUUAGAAGCCACAGAAAGCAACGGGAGUUUUCACUGACCCUGGCACUAAGGCGCUAGACUCAGGUGUCCCAGUUCCUCCUCAGAACUCCCGCAGGGGUUCAGAGCUCGUGGGUCUUGCCAAUCUUCGUUUGGAAGGUUCUUUCAAACAUUCACCUAGAUUCAUCUUAGGGUUUUCUUCUCUCCUGUGCAGGACCGGCUUUCAGCCCUAACCGUUAGGCAGCUGGUCCUGGCUGGGGCCGAGUUUCCUCUAGUUUCAGCUUUCCAGGGACCCAGCUUUCUGCCACAACCUGGCUUGGACAUCAAGACCCAGCCCUGGGUUACCCUGGGCAAUGAGUCCUCCAGAGGUGGGCCCCAGACUCAGCAACUCACCCAGCAUCCAGGGUUCCGCACCCAGCUCUCCCGUCUCUUCUCAUUGUUGAUGACUUUCCCUCCCAUGGGUUCUUCUGGCCCUGCCCUCUGAAGACCCCAGACAUGUCGGCAACUCCCCGCCCUGUCCUGCACGAAGCCUUGGCCUUGUAGCGUCCCCACCCCAGAGGUACUGGCUCUAUGGACUCCCACCUCCCCAGCCCUGUCCCCAGGAGUCAUGGGAAGCACAACUUUGCUGGCCUGGAAGGGAGGUGGAGGUCCACUUAGGGUCUGGCUGCCCUGGGGGCAUCAGUCCUGCCUUCCAACUGUACUCUCAAUAGCCCCUGCUCCCCAUAACCCCAGGAUCAGAGGUGCUGCCCUCCUUGUCUCCCGGACAAAGCACAAAGGGAUGCCUGCUUGGCCAGAGUCUGCCCUACUGAGAGAUUUUUUUCUGCCCCAGGAAGCCUCCAUCCCAGAAUACAGACUCUUGGCGAUUUCCCCGUGGGUUGGGUGCCCACCAGGAUGCCCAGCAUCAGCCCUGGGAAAAGGAAGUCAGGGUGCAUGGGCAGGGAGCUCAGCGGGAGAAAGUGGUGCCGGAAGGACUGAUGCCGGUGGUAGGCUCAUGGGCUGGUUCACUUGCGUGACGGCGCUGCACGCCGCCCACACUGCGGGCAGCAGGACGAACAAGGC